AUGGCUUCAACAUCAGCUGCGGCGACAGCGUCGUCCGACCCGGCACACAUCACCUCCAAGAUCCAAGCAGCUUCCGCACGCGAUGCGCCCUUCUGGUCCUUCGAGUUCUUCCCGCCAAAGACGACACAAGGUCUAGCCAACCUAUACAAUCGAAUCGCUCGCAUGAGCGCUAAUCUCGACCCGAGCUGGAUCCACGUCACAUGGGGAGCAGGUGGUACUACGGGAGGCAAAUCGCUCGAGCUUGCAGGGAGGAUACAGAAGGGCAAGUUGGAUCCGGAUGUCCAGCUCGUCCAGACAGAGGUCAAGCAGAUCGGCUCAGGGUCACAGCAGCACAUCGAGAAUGUCAAGGGCGGCGAAGCAUGGGAGCAAGGGGGUGCAGAUGCUUGCGACGUCUGCUUGCAUCUCACCUGCACCAAUGUUGAGAAGAGCAGCCUCGACGAGACCCUGGAAACGGCCAAACGAUUGGGCAUCAAGAACAUCCUCGCACUACGUGGCGACCCACCAAGAGGCGAAGAAUACUGGGUCGCAGCCGACGAACGCUUCCAGCACGCCACCGAUCUCGUUCGCUACAUCCGCGAAAACCAUGGCGACUUCUUCUGCAUCGGCGUAGCAGGCUAUCCCGAAGGCCACGCGGACUACGUCGACAGGGACGUCAAGCGCGAUCUCGCUUACCUCAAAAGCAAGCAAGACGCAGGCGCUCAGUUCAUCGUCACCCAGCUUUUCUACGAUGUGGAACAGUUCCUCGGCUGGUACAAAGACUGCCGCGACAUCGGUAUCACUAUCCCGAUUCUACCUGGCAUCAUGCCGAUUCAGAACUACCAGAGCUUCCGCCGCAUGACCAACCUGUGCAAGGUACAAGUCCCAAAGGCCAUCCUCGACGCGAUCGAGCCGAUCAAGAGCGACGAUGCUGCUGUCAAAGAGUACGGCGUCUCGCUCAGCAUCCACAUGAUCGGGCGUAUCUUCCUCGAGACCGAUGUGCGCGGCUUCCAUCUCUGCUCGCUCAAUCUCGAAAAGAGCAUCGAGCGGAUUCUCGAGGGUCUCGACUGGAAGUCUGAUGCAGGAGCACAGCCAGAAGCAGAUGCGCGACUGAAAGGCAUCCCAUCGCACCUGCAUCUGGAGCGAACAAAGAAUCAGAUGCUCUCGGACCGCACCGGCACCAACACGCCAAAAGACUUCAAAGUCACCACCCAAGAAGCGCUAGCACGCACGCUCGCCCGCACAUCCAGCUCGUACCAGGUCCCCGAGACGGCCACAUGGGAUGAGUUCCCAAACGGACGCUACGGCGAUUCGCGCAGUCCUGCGUUCGGCGAGAUGGACGGCUACGGUGUCAGCCUCAAAGUGCCACCCCAAGACGCGUUGCGAAUCUGGGGUCAUCCAGUCACCUCCGUCGAUAUCUCCAAGAUCUUUGCGUCGUAUUUGGAAGAGAAGAUCGAGUGCAUUCCGUGGUGCGAUGCGCCGCUGAUGAACGAGACGCUGCAGAUCCGCGAUCAUCUGUUGGCGCUCAACCGGCUCGGCGAGCAGGAGGGGUCGGGGAAAGGAUGGUGGUCCGUCGGCUCUCAGCCCGCGGUAGAUGGUGCCCCGUCGACAGAUCCCACGGUUGGAUUCGGCCCCCCUGGCGGGUUUGUGUUCCAAAAAGCGUUUGUGGAACUCUUCAUGUCGACCGCGGACAAGGACAGGCUGGUGGAGCGGAUCGAUGGGUUGGGUGCCAAUGCGCAGAUCACCUACUUUGCCGGCAACGCAAAGGGCGAGUUCGAGUCGAAUCUGGGAGAGGGAGAGGCAAACACGGUGACAUGGGCCGUGUUCCCAGGCAAGGAAAUCGUCCAGUCGACCAUCAUCGAGAGGGACAGCUUCGAGGCAUGGAGGGAUGAGGCAUUUGAGAUCUGGGGCGAAUGGUCGUUGUUGUUCCCCAAAGGCUCGGCGAGUAGGAAGUUGGUAGAGGAGAUCAAGGAGGGGAGGUGGCUGGUGACGGUCGUGCAUCAUGAUUACAAGGAGAGGGAGGCAUUGUGGCACUUUUUGGCAGAGUAG
Molecule: messenger RNA, 2025 nt
Organism: Kalmanozyma brasiliensis GHG001
Lineage: Eukaryota; Fungi; Basidiomycota; Ustilaginomycetes; Ustilaginales
Product: Methylenetetrahydrofolate reductase
Exons: 1
Coding region: 1-2025 (674 amino acids)
Biological process (GO): tetrahydrofolate interconversion
Cellular component (GO): cytosol
Molecular function (GO): FAD binding; methylenetetrahydrofolate reductase [NAD(P)H] activity
Source: RefSeq, a predicted model, not a curated record